This is a messenger RNA of Aspergillus heteromorphus CBS 117.55, 1644 nucleotides long. Its product is annotated as diacylglycerol/polyprenol kinase family protein. Gene Ontology annotation, molecular function: ATP-dependent diacylglycerol kinase activity. NCBI's taxonomy places the organism in Eukaryota, Fungi, Ascomycota, Eurotiomycetes, Eurotiales, Aspergillaceae. Gene Ontology annotation, cellular component: endoplasmic reticulum membrane. Gene Ontology annotation, biological process: phosphatidic acid biosynthetic process. The coding region runs from base 375 to 1538 and encodes 387 amino acids. The record is from RefSeq and is a predicted model, not a curated record. The transcript has a single exon.
CAAGCAUCGACAUCCUAGUCGCAUGACCUCCUUCUGUCGCAGAUACAGCUCACCUGUGCCAUAAUACCUUGCCAUUCCUCGUUGUGCCUUCCCGCGACCUUUUGGGGGCCUAUGCCGAUUCUCGACUAAACGUGGAACGUCAUGCGUGACGGUGUUUCUGCCUAGUACAUACAUACUACGACCCUACUCGAGCCUUGCAUCCACAUCCUACUACCCUCCAUCGAAACCAUUUGCCCAAUAUUGCGUCGCUCACUGCACUCAGUCCAUCCAGCUUCGGCGCGUGCUCCUCCCCCACCCUUAUCACCUCCCCACGGCCGCUAUCCGGGCUGAUCCAAGCCCCGGCUCUUCCGCCUUUCUCCAUCCGCGCAGUCGACAUGCCUUCCAACCAAGACGCCAUACCGGAGACUCCUCGAGUCAUCCCUCCGUCGCCCGCUUCAUCAGAACGGAGGUCAAGCUCACGAGACUACUUCGGACCCACGACGCGCUCCGCAGCGCGGCGACGACAGCGACUGGGAGAGGUGACGGAGGAAGAAAAAGAUGGUGCAGACUCGGACAAGGAGCGUUCGCGCGCGCGAUCUCGCAGCCCAACCGGCUCUCCAGAGUCUACCCGGCGCCGUAAUCGAAGAUCUCGCCCGAAGAUGCCGGCCGGCAAGCCCAAGGCCCAGACAAACGGCCAUACAGCGUCGUCCAACGGGUAUCUAUCGCCGCUCACGAAACCCGGCGGCGGUUGGCCCGACAUCUCUCGAUCCCCUUCUCCCCUCGGUCUUAUACCUCUCCACGGCCGUUACCGCAGCUUCAUCCAUCGCCAUGAGAUCCCGCGCAAGCUCCUCCAUGUAUCCAUCGGCUUCCUGACCCUCCACCUCUACAGACGCGGCAUACAACCCCUCCAGAUCACCCCGUGGCUGUUCGGAGCUCUCGUACCAAUUGCCACAAUCGAUAUAGUCCGCCACCAAUCCGAGACAGUAAACAACUUGUACAUCCGUUGCGUUGGCGCGCUCAUGCGCGAAACGGAGGUCUCCGGAUACAACGGUGUGAUCUGGUACCUUGUGGGCGCAUACACCGUGUUGCGCUUCCUCCCCAAGGACAUUGGAGUCAUGAGCGUGCUGCUGCUGAGCUGGUGCGAUACUGCAGCCUCUACAUUCGGCCGUCUCUACGGCCGCCACACAUUCCAACUGCGCAAAGGCAAGAGUUUUGCCGGUACGCUGAGCGCCUGGCUCGUUGGCGUCAUCACCGCCGCCGCGUUCUGGGGCUACUUUGUACCCUACAUCGGGACGUUCCCCAAUGAUCCCGAAGGCUCGUUCAUGUUUACUGGCCAACUCAACCUUAUCCCGGACUCAUUCAAGAACCUCAUCGGUUGGACCGCGGACACAUCCAGCGCUAUCAUCUCGGGCCCGUUCGCCCUCGGCGUCAUGAGCAUCGUCUCCGGUCUGGUGGCUGCUGGAAGCGAGUUCGUGGAUAUUUUCGGCAUGGACGAUAACCUCACAAUACCUAUCCUCAGUGGUAUCGGUCUGUGGGGCUUUUUGAAGAUUUUCGGCUGAUGUCUAGCGGUCGUGUAUACCCUUCGAUAAAUACAUUUGCUUUUGAUUCCCUUCCCCUGCCCUUAUUCGCCUUGUUGUUUACCCUACAACCCCCCCCCCCCCCCCC